Molecule: messenger RNA, 1054 nt
Organism: Physella acuta
Lineage: Eukaryota; Metazoa; Mollusca; Gastropoda; Physidae
Cellular component (GO): membrane
Source: RefSeq, a predicted model, not a curated record
AUACUUGUGAGAGUGAGAGGAGAUAUGUUUAUUCCAUGUGGAGAUUUUUAUUGUAGCAAUUUAUUACUUCGGAAUUUGUUAAUGCUAUUUAAAAACGUCGCCUAGGAGACACAGAUACGUACUUACUUUAAGUAUAUUUUGAGAUACUACCAAUCAAAAAGACUUCAGUAUGCAGUUUCAGAAAACAUCAGUUCUGUGGAAGAUCGAUAUAUCUCUACAACUUUUAGGCUUUUUACUGAAUGUCAUCGGUUAUUCUACCAAGUACAUUGGCAAAUUCGAGGAUUAUGCACAUGUUGGAUUAUGGGAAGCGUGUGACAACAGGAACAGCUGUUACGAUUUCGAGGUUAUUCUUUUCGAUACAGAGCCACAUUUAAUUAGCGCAGUUUGGGCCCGUGCGGCCCGUGCCCUACUUGGCAUAUGUCUGACCUGUCAGGCCCUGGUAAUCCUGUUGACACUUUCAGCUCUUGUCAUUAAACCAAACAAAUUCUUGGCCUGGUGUACUAUUGGACUGGCAUUCUUUUCAGUUCUUUUUGGACUAAUUGGUAUCGGGGUGGCGGCAGGAGAAAUUAAAAGACUUUUCAAACUGCGGUACCAUUAUGACUACAACGUGGGGUGGUCAUUUGACCUAGUCAUCGCUGGCCUGGCCAUGCUUAUAGCGGCAGGUGUUCUAUCUAUCGUUGAAGCUAAAAGACAGGAAAAAUAAGUUCACAGAAUGUUGAUUUGUUUUUCUAAAGUCUAAUUGUUGUUUAUUUUAAAUACUAAUAUUUGGUACUGUGUUUUUGAGCAGAGCAUUUAUUGUUAAACAUAUUAUUAGUAUUAAUCUAGUGUUGACCACACUACUUAUGUAUGUUGAGGUCAAAGAAACAGGUGAAAUCUACUUCACCUGCUUCACGGAUCUCGAGAUUUGAAAGAGAAACUUUUUUCAGCUCUAUGUUAAUCUUUUAGAUAUUUUCAUUUUAAAAGUGUAAUUUUUGUUUAACAUUAUGUUUUUAUUUAUCCAUUCAUGUUAAAUUAAUAAAACUUGAAAUUGUAUUUUACACAGAAUUAAAGUGUA